AACAAACUCAUGUUUUAAGUGUGUUUGAUCACAACUAUCUCUUAUGUGAGUGAGCUGGUUUGUAAGGAGACACCGCCAUUGUUGAGAGUGAAAGUUCUGUACUCAGCUUUGUACUCUACCAUUGUUCCUAAUCAAUAAAGCUUUGCCAAAAUGAAGUUCUCUACUCAGCUUGUUAUUUUUGUGAUUCUUCAUAGUGUUAAUUCAACACAGACCCGAUAACAGUCCAAACUCGGUGGCCGUUACUCGAGUAGUGAUGAUGGAGAUCAUCGGCGACCCGACCCAAUGUACGGCCAGGAUGUCUUCGCAGACCGACUCCUUUGCUUUGACCACACUAUCAGUAUCCAUCCUUUUUCCACUGUACUCAGGUCAGUUCCUCCUUUUCUUUUUUCCUAAGUUGAGGCGAGGUGAGAAAGAGAGAGGGUUAGGGAUGUGAGCUUUUGAAGAGAAGGGGGGAAGAAACGACAAUGGCGUUAUAAUAUUGAAAGUUUUUUUUUUUUUUUUUUUUUUUUUUUUUUUUGCAUUUGCCUAAUAACCAUUAGAUCAUUCGAAGAAAUGAUCCAACGAUUGAUGGCCCACGAGGGAUUGAGUCCCUCAAAAUUAAGCGAGGGACAGUAUAGCUCUGCCCUUAGCUCACCGAAAUGGCCAUGGGGAGGAGAGCCCAUGUGAGGGAGUUGGUGAAAGCAGCUGGAGUUCUCAUGACCCAACCUCUACUCUUUCCUUUGCCUAAACUUGCCGCCAAUUCUCUUUCUAUCAGCAACCCUUUACUCCCCACUCCCCAGCGACCACUCCCAUCUCCUUCCUUAGCUUCACGCUCAACUGUAACCAUGAGCACCAGCAUAAACGACAAUGUUCAAGACCAGUUGGACGCCAUAUUUAAGCAGAAAAAGGUCGUCAGAUCCCAAGUUCGCAAGACCCUUAAAGCUAUGGAUCCCAGCCUCAGAUCCCAUGAAGAUAUUGCUGUUCAGGAUUUAGUUCUGGGAGCUCCCUGGUUUAAAUCUUGUCAAAGACUAUGUGCAUAUAUAAGCGGUAAGGCUUUGCGUGAAGUUGAUACCUCCAAACUGUUGUCUGAGAUUCUGGAAAAUCCAGCCAAAGAUGGUCAUAUGGAGCUGAGGAAGAAGCUUUAUGUUCCUAGAGUUGAAGACAAGAAUAGUCACAUGCGAAUGCUUAACAUCUCACGCAUUGAUGAUCUUAUUGCAAACUCCAUGGAUAUUUUGGAACCAGCUUCUGUAGAUAGUGAUGGAAAUGAACGUGAAGAUGUCAUGCAGGCAAAUGAUCCAGUUGAUUUGUUCAUCUUACCUGGACUGGCAUUUGACAGAACUGGAAGACGCUUAGGACGUGGUGGCGGUUACUAUGAUACUUUCAUCAGGAACUACCAAGAGCUUGCAAAGACAAAGAAUUGGAAGCAACCCUUCCUUGUUGCAUUGUCCUAUUCCUCACAGAUUAUGAAUGAAGGAGUUAUACCAAUGACCGAGAAUGAUGUUCCAGUUGAUGCUCUUGUAUCCCCAUCUGGUGUUAUUCCCAUAAGUUCAGCUGCUUUAGACAGAAUCGACGUUUGAUUUGGACUUCAUAAUUAGUUCCCUUAAUUUGAUCUUCACUAAAUCGGUACUCUUCUCUGUCCAUUGUACGGGUAGAAGGAUAUGAUUUGAACACAAUAAGCUUGAGAUGCAAGCAGUCGUUCUACUGGAUAAAAUAUAUACAGAUUAAGUAACACAAGCUUAUAAUGCAAUAUGGUUAUGGAUGGUUGUACUCUUGAAUCAUAUUUUACUCAACUUUAGAAUAUUUUGUGUUGAGGCUUUCCAAGUUUACAUUAUUGAAAUACAACUCAAACUCUAUUAUAGUAAAUGCAGCUCUACUUUGAUAUAA
Messenger RNA from Cannabis sativa, 1863 nucleotides. Its product is annotated as 5-formyltetrahydrofolate cyclo-ligase, mitochondrial. Gene Ontology annotation, molecular function: 5-formyltetrahydrofolate cyclo-ligase activity. NCBI's taxonomy places the organism in Eukaryota, Viridiplantae, Streptophyta, Magnoliopsida, Rosales, Cannabaceae. Bases 639 to 1556 code for a protein of 305 amino acids. The record is from RefSeq and is a predicted model, not a curated record. The transcript has 8 exons. Gene Ontology annotation, cellular component: mitochondrion. Gene Ontology annotation, biological process: tetrahydrofolate interconversion; folic acid-containing compound biosynthetic process.